CAAUGAGCAGAGAUGCUUCAAACUCAUGCCAUCGGUAGCUGUCAAGAGGGGCGAGAUUGAUCCUCCACCAUAGUAAAAGGCUCUUCUCGAUAUAUUCUAUCAGCUAUCUUGGCCACAUCAACUCCGACACUGGUGGACCCCAAAUCCGAGGUAUCUCGGAGUCUUAGUAGCCUCGAUGAAUCGUUCACAGCAGCCGCUUGGUGGUCAAAUUAUAGAUUUGCAGCCUAUGCAUUCACAUCGUGCUUUAACGGGAAAAUACCGACGCAAUGGAAAAUUACAGUAUGCAUUUGCCCUAGUCCCCCCUCGUCUCCUCUCAUUUACCCUUGUUCCAUCUCAUACCUACGCAAGCUUACAUUCGGGGGAUACCGCGGGAUCAAGCUUAGAUUCCCUAAGACGUGUGGUACAUACCUUAGGUAGGUAAACUAGAUGUCCUCUAGAAUCUCAUCAAGCCAUGUACCUCGCGGCCUGGGAGUCGGGGCUUGUUCCUGCUAUACUCUUCGCCUUAUCUAGAUCGUGUGAACCAUGUAGACGAUCUAAGCUGAAGUGUGAUCAUGUCGUCCCAACCUGCGGCAGAUGUAUCAAGAGACAGUGCGCCGAUCAGUGCAUCUAUCACCCCAAUCCCCUUACUCAGGCUCGUCGAAGAGAAAAGACGAC
Daldinia loculata is the source of this 654-nucleotide messenger RNA. RefSeq lists its product as uncharacterized. The record is from RefSeq and is a predicted model, not a curated record. The annotation marks the transcript as partial. The transcript is spliced from 2 exons. NCBI's taxonomy places the organism in Eukaryota, Fungi, Ascomycota, Sordariomycetes, Xylariales, Hypoxylaceae.